This is a messenger RNA of Meira miltonrushii, 1006 nucleotides long. Its product is annotated as small GTPase. Gene Ontology annotation, molecular function: GTP binding; GTPase activity. NCBI's taxonomy places the organism in Eukaryota, Fungi, Basidiomycota, Exobasidiomycetes, Exobasidiales, Brachybasidiaceae. Bases 344 to 1006 code for a protein of 220 amino acids. The record is from RefSeq and is a predicted model, not a curated record. The transcript has 2 exons.
UUAUCACAAACACGCAACCCUCAUUGCAAUUGAGUUGUUGUGUUUCUGUUGUUUCUCUCCUCUUUGUUGAAUUUGUGCUCAACGCUCGUCACUCAGACGGAGGCAAGGCACCGCUCAUCAUCACUUCUCCCUCCUUUCACUUCCCCCUUGACAUCGCUUCAUACAACGCCGAUUAGGCUCCUGACAUUGCAAAGAGCAACGACGCAUUCAGGCUCAACAUAUCUCAAGCACAUCUCCUGGCAUCAAUCAAAAGGAUAUCCAGCCGAAUACACAGCCGAAUACACAGCCGAAUACAAGCACAACAACAUCGCGCAUACAAGCAGUCUCUUCCUCACCACCCACAAUGACCGACCGUCAUGGAAGUCAAGGAAAUCCCACGCAGCAACAGCAGCAAACAUUACAACAACCACAAUCGACUGAUGAAAGAAAUCAUGUGAUCAUCAAAGUUGGAAUGGUUGGCGAUGCAGGAACGGGAAAGACUAGUUUGAUGGUUCGAUAUGUUGAAGGAAAUUUCAACGAAGAUUAUAUUCAAACUUUGGGUGUCAAUUUCAUGGAAAAGACAAUCAGUAUACGGAAUACAGAGAUCACCUUUAGCAUCUGGGAUCUAGGUGGUCAAAGAGAGUUCGUCAACAUGUUACCAUUAGUGUGCAAUGAUGCGGUUGCACUGUUGUUCAUGUUUGAUUUGACGAGAAAGUCGACACUGAACAGCAUCAAAGAAUGGUACAGACAAGCACGUGGAUUUAACAAGACAGCGAUUCCAUUCUUGGUUGGAACAAAGUAUGAUUCAUUCAGUGCAUUCGCAAAAGAAGAACAAGAAGAGAUUACCAAGCAAGCAAGACGAUUUGCACGUGCAAUGAAAGCACCUUUAAUCUUUUGUUCAACAAGUCAUGCAAUUAACAUCCAAAAGAUCUUUAAGAUCAUCCUCUCCAAAGCCUUUGAUUUGAAGUGUACCAUACCGGAGAUCAAGAGCGUGGGUGAGCCAUUAUUGCUUUAUGUGGAUACUUAA